Molecule: messenger RNA, 1526 nt
Organism: Branchiostoma floridae (Florida lancelet)
Lineage: Eukaryota; Metazoa; Chordata; Leptocardii; Amphioxiformes; Branchiostomatidae
Product: protein maelstrom homolog
Exons: 12
Coding region: 102-1526 (474 amino acids)
Biological process (GO): spermatogenesis; male meiotic nuclear division; regulation of miRNA-mediated gene silencing
Cellular component (GO): P granule; nucleus
Molecular function (GO): sequence-specific DNA binding
Source: RefSeq, a predicted model, not a curated record
UGGUAUAAUCCGUUCAAAAAGUUGAAGAAGACAAAGAGUGCACACACUGACAAAAUCUUCUCGACCAAAUUUCUUUCCUCUAGCCCAACAGUGAAGACAAAAUGCCCCCAAAGAAGAAGAACAAGCCACAGAGGAACGGUUUCUGGGUGUACAUGCAAGAGAUGAUCCCGGAAUACAAGCGGCAGGGAUACCAGAUGCCAAACGGCAUGGCUGACGUUGUCAAACUCGCCCACCCAUCUUGGAAGGCCAUGCCAGAGAUGGAGAAGCAGGAAUAUGAAAGGCAGGCCAAGGAACUCAAAAAGAGUGCCUCUGCUACAGCUGGUCGUCUGGACUGCAAGGGCAGACCUUUAGCUGACCGAGUAGACACCAAAGCCAUCCUGGAGAAGAGACGUUUGGAGGAGAGGAGGAGGGUUGUUGCAGCCUGGCCUCCAGGAAGGGGUGUUGUCCAUGAGAAGUUCUUGCUGCUGAGUAUCCAGUCUCUGUGUGAGCUGCCUGAUGACAUGGGGUACAUGCCGUGUGAGAUCGGCGUGGUGGAGUAUUCACUACAGGAGGGUAUCACACGGGAGUUCCACAGGUUCAUACAACCUGGAAAACCACCGCUGGGAUAUCGAUACUUGUGCCAAAGCACCAGUGACAACACACAUCAGAUCCCCAUCGAGGGGUUCGAGCUGGCGGAGGGAGACUACCACCGACUAUGGACAGAUCUCUGCAAGUUUACCAGCCCCAACGGCAGGGACUUUCCUCCGCUAUACGUUCAAGUGACACACACUUCCAUGUGUGAGUGGUGCCUGGACUGGCUGUCAGAAAUGGCAGGCGAGUACAACAGGUUCCACGUGUACGAGUUGGACAGUCUAGUGAAGGACUUGUACGAGCACGGCGAGGGCCACGCCCCCUCCCUCAGCAUGAUAGCAUCCAUCCUCAACACUUCAGUCUUUGACUAUGAAGAUGGGUCCAGCUGUGAAUACCACGCCAGCAAGGAGGUGAAGUACUGUGCUCUGGGAGCAGUCAAGAGAUUCUGUUUCUCCAUCAGUGACUCCAUGGCCCAGGUGUAUGACCUACAGCUGACAGCCCGUCACCUCCCGGAGAGACCAGAGAACCAGGGCCACUACACCAUCCUGCCUUCUGAUGCCUUCGCUCUGGACAGGAGGCCCAUGUGGGACCCUCCAUCUCGACAGAGAACCACAUCCCAGCCCAGAGGAGCAGCCUAUAACCCACCUCCCUCCUACAGCAGAGACCAGCGUAACGGUAUAGCAGCUGCCUCACCCUCCGAAGGCAACUUCCCCGCAAGAGACAUACGCGUACUCACACAGGCGACCCAUUCAGCCAGCUCCUCGAAUGUUCCUGAAACUCAAGCACUGCGGAAGCCAACCACUCCGGGUGAGUACCUGUACCUACUUCAGCUUUUCUUCCACAGGACUUACUGCCUUCAGUUUGUGUCCACUCCAACCAAGACAACAGGCAAUGUCAAGGGUUGGUGUGAACUGAGCAAGGGUGGAUGUCUAACUGUGAAGGCUACAUACUUCUAA